This is a messenger RNA of Mycena citricolor, 2323 nucleotides long. The record is from the annotation of a GenBank genome assembly. Lineage: Eukaryota; Fungi; Basidiomycota; Agaricomycetes; Agaricales; Mycenaceae.
GGUCCUGGCCUCCGGCGAUGCUACGGAAAUCGUCCUUGCGAACCGGGGCCCCUGCCCCAUUUAGCUUAUACCGAAGUGCGAUCCACGGGCGCGGCGCGUGUCCCCUCGAGAAGCCGGGUGCAUCCAGCGCCUAUAGAUAAACGGAGCCGAAUACAAUCAAUCCACUGCUCGCUCGAGAGAGCGAACCCAAGCCGCGCCUCUGAUUCCUACUUGCUUGCAAUGUCAGAGAAACGGUCCCCGGACCAGGACCAGGACGCGCACGCAUGCGCACCAAGCCUGAGGCCCCCGCUGGCGAACGCGACCCCGGAAUUCAACUUGAGCCGCUACACGCACACGCACACGCCCACGCAGAUCCUCAGCCCCGAGCUCGCGGCGGCGCUCUCCGCGGGCCCGCAGCUGCGCGCGACGAGCUGGGCGGCGCUGCGGCUGUAUGGGGUGCUGGCGGUCUCCUUCAUGGGCUCGCUCAGUUUCGGAUUCGACAGCAGCGUGGUCAGCUCCGUCAAUGGCCUGAUCCAGUUCACAGAGUACUUUGGGCUGGAAGGCGGGGAUAUCGGCGGGGGACAGGGAAUCAUCACCGCUAUGCUAUACAGCAUCUUCUCGCUGGGGUGCAUCGCUGGAUGUUCCGUCGCCGCGCCCGUCGCUGACCGCUGGGGCCGCCGUAGAGGAAUGGUGAGGAUGCGACACACAGCUGCGCAAUGUUCGGCCGCUGACCCAGCCGCAGCUCGUCGCGAGCGCCAUCAUCCUCAUCGUGCGAAGGUCCCAUCCACAUCAAGUCCAACUGCUGACUACCAGAUGACUGGUAUGCUGCAGGGCGUGGCCGUCGUUACGGCCGCGCAGAGCCGCGCGUACCUCUUCGUCGGCCGUUUCUUCAUCGGGUUCGGGUCGUCGCUGAACAACGCUGCUGCGCCUGCGUAUGUCGCGGAGAUGUCCCCACCCCAGUGGCGCGGCCGUCUUGCGGGAAUAUAUAACACGUUCACGUUCGUUGGAUCCCUAACCUGCUCGGGUCUCGUCAUCGGCACGGGCCGCAUCAGCUCAAGUCUCUCCUGGCGGCUCCCGUUCGCCAUCCAACUCGUCCCGACGCUAAUCCUCCUCGUCGGCGUCUUCUUCAUUCCCGAGGCGAGUAACCCACAUCGUCUUCCCUCCAACCGAUCCAUCUCACCGCCCAGCGCACUGCACCAGUCCCCCCGCUGGCUCAUGUCCGUCGGCCGGCCGGGCGAGGCGCGCAGUGUUCUUGCCAAGUACCACGCCGCAGGGGACUCGGAUGCGCCGCUUGUCGUGCUUGAGUUCCGCGAGCUCGAGCAGUGCAUCGGGCCGGACCGCGCCGGCGCGCACCGUUGGUGGGACUACUCCGGCCUCGUCAAUUCGUGGGGCGCGCGGUACCGGACGCUACUCACGUCGUAUCUGGCGCUUUGCUGCCUGCUGUCUGGCACAGGCAUCUUACGCGCACUCCUCUUGACAGCUACUUCGUCACCGUGGCUUUCGACUUGGCUGGAGGCUCGUCAUUUCUUUUCUGACGACGAUGCGUCGAGGCUGACCCAGGCCGCAGUGGCAACCCAGAACGCCCGGCUCGUGUUUUCCUUCAUCAGCAUCGCCGUCGGCGCGGCUGGCGCGCUGAGCGGGGCACUCAUCGCCGACCGAGGUAAUCGGCUUGCACCCGACGUCCUGAUAGACCACUCACGCCAUGCACCGCAGUCGGCCGGCGGGCACUCUGGCUGGGAGGCAGCACGGCGUGCACCGUCGUCCUCGUCCUCACCGCAGGUCCGUCCCCGCGUCGAUGGCGGACCCGAAGCUGACGACGGCGCAGUCUUCAUCGCGCGCAAAAUCCACGCCGCGGCCGUGUCGUUCCUGGUCCUCUUCAGCUUCGCACUGAACAUGACGUACAUCCCCCUCCAGGGCAUGUACCCCGCCGAGUGCCUCGGCUACGCGCACAGAGCCAAGGGGCUCGCCCUAUUCGCGCUGAUCGAGAGCCUCGCGGCGCUCAUCAACAACUUCGCGGGGUCCGUCGCGUUCCAGCGGAUCGGCUGGCGCUACUUCCUCGUCCCCCUCGCGUUCAAUGCGGUGCAGAUCGCCGUCGUCUGGCUGUUCGCGGUCGAGACCAAGGGCCGCACGUUGGAGGAGCUGGAUUCGAUAUUCCAGGCGCCAGAUCCGGUCGCUGCUUCGCUCAACAAGACGCGGCGGGCGUAUUGAACAUCGCCGGCGGGUGGGAUGUGCCUGCAAAAGCCGUUUUAUGUCGAAUUCUCGGCCCUUCAUUAUGCACACGAAUCGUUGAGGCGACCAAACCAUAAGUAAAGUAAUGAAUCCAGUAAACUACGGCACGACUCUC